Chiroxiphia lanceolata (lance-tailed manakin) is the source of this 1890-nucleotide messenger RNA. It is a transcript of the gene CDC7, whose product is annotated as cell division cycle 7. Gene Ontology annotation, molecular function: protein serine/threonine kinase activity; ATP binding. The record is from RefSeq and is a predicted model, not a curated record. NCBI's taxonomy places the organism in Eukaryota, Metazoa, Chordata, Aves, Passeriformes, Pipridae. Gene Ontology annotation, cellular component: nucleus. Gene Ontology annotation, biological process: protein phosphorylation; mitotic DNA damage checkpoint signaling.
GGCCUCUCCGCCUGUGGGAGACCCGCUCCGCGCGUCCCCGCCCCUCCGCUGCCGGCCGGUCCCCGCGGAGGCCGUUCCCCUGCGGUGCUGAGCGGUGACCCUGCGGCCGCAGCUGAAGGGCCCGUCCCGUGUUCUCCCCGCUGCGGCCGCCCGUGUCCAGAAGUGGCCCUCGAAGUCUUGGAUUUUUUACUUGAGAUUUGUUUUACGGUGGAGACGAUGUUGGAGUCUCACUGUGAUGAACAGCACCCUCAUCAGGCUGAAGACUUCCACAGGAAGCUUGAGCAGAACAGCAAGCUUUCAGGAAUAAAAAAAGAUAUUGAAAAACUUUAUGAAGCGGUGCCACAGCUUGUAAAUGUGUUCAAAAUUAAGGAAAAAAUUGGAGAAGGUACUUUUAGUUCUGUUUACUUGGCCACAGCACAACUACAAACUGGAUUAGAGGAAAAAAUGGCUCUGAAACACUUGAUUCCAACCAGCCACCCUCUGCGAAUUGCUGCUGAACUUCAGUGCCUCACAGUAGCAGGGGGACAAGAUAAUGUUAUGGGAGUUAAAUAUUGCUUUAGGAAAAAUGAUCAUGUGGUUAUUGUUAUGCCAUACCUGGAACAUGAAUCCUUCUUGGACAUUCUGAAUUCUCUUUCCUUCGAAGAAGUGAGAUACAUGUUUAAUCUGUUCAAAGCGUUGAGGCGCAUUCAUCACUUUGGUAUUGUUCACCGUGACGUCAAGCGUAACUUCCUCUACAACAGGCAGCUAAAAAAGUAUGCCUUGGUAGAUUUUGGCUUGGCACAAGGAACCCCUGAUACGAAAAUUGAACUUCUGAAAACUGCCCACUCUGAAGACCAACAGGAAAGUUGCUCGCAAAAUAAUCCCAUUGUAGCCUUGGGAAAUGGGGUUUCUGUCAGUGACACAGCACCUAAACAGAUAGCUCAACAGUCAGCCUCAGAAGCAGCUGACAGAAAGUCCAGCUCACUUUCAAAAGCACAGAUUAAACAAGGAAGAGGAGGAAAGGAGGACUCUGUGCACCAUUCUGUCCAGCGCUCUGUCUUUGGAGAGAGGAAUUUCAAUGUCUACAGUUCCACAUACCAGGAGAAUUCAAGUACAAAAGUAAAACUCAUAAAACAAGCAAAGGUGAUAGAUGUUUCAUCUAGGAAGUUAGUAACAAAGAAGAAGAUUAUUUUUACCAAAACUGUGAGCAAUGGGGCAGCCAGGAAAGCUGCCGGUCCCUUAAACCUGCCCUGUGACUGUUACGCAACGGACAGAGUUUGCAGUGUUUGCCUUACAAGGCCUCAACAAGUUGCUCCCAGGGCAGGAACACCUGGAUUCAGAGCACCAGAAGUGUUAACAAAGUGCCCCACUCAGACCACAGCAAUUGACAUGUGGUCUGCAGGAAUCAUAUUCCUUUCUCUGCUCAGUGGACGAUAUCCAUUUUUCAAAGCAAGUGAUGAUUUAACUGCUUUGGCACAAAUCAUGACAGUCCGUGGAUCCAGAGAAACCAUUCAGGCUGCUAGAACUUUUGGUAAAUCAGUUGUGUGUACCCAGGUUGUCCCAACUCAAAACCUACGAACCCUCUGUGAAAAGCUGAGAGGAACAAACAGUGGCUGUAAGAGAUCUCAGGGAGAAGUGCCCAAUGGGUCUGAAAAUGAUUCAGCUUUGCCAUUUGCAGUAGACAAACCGUGUGCUCCUGAGGCACUUGGGAAACAAAUUCAACAACGAAAAAGCUUUCAGGAAGGUGAUAGUGCUUUGGAAAUUAAGGCAACUGACAUGAAAGGAUGGGAUCAGGUUCCUGAUGAAGCAUAUGACUUACUUGAUAAGCUACUAGAUUUAAACCCUGCAACAAGAGUAACUGCAAAGGAGGCUUUGUUGCAUCCUUUUUUUAAAGACAUAAGACUCUGAGAA